GCACACAAUUGUAUAGAGUCUUAUACAUAAUACACAUAUGUAUUAACUAUAGAGAUAAAGUGCCACCGAAGUGUAAUAAUUUUGUAGUUGCUGUGUAGAGGAGAACUGUAAUUCGGGGUGAAUUACUUAAAUAAUAAUAGUAAAGAUGACUGACAAUGAAUCCCAAAAUACUGGGGAAGAUCAGCCGCAGGAGAAAACUGCCAAACAAUUGGAAAAAGAAGCUAAGAAAGCUGCUAAGUUAGAAAAACUCAAAGCCAAGCUGGACAAGAAGAGCGCGGCACCAGCUGUUACGAAAGAAAAGCCAGAGAAAAAAAUUAAGGAAUCAAAAGAAGCGGCAGUGUACACGGCCAACACAGCGCUUGGUGACAUGAAGGACAUCAGUGGUGCUAUGCCCGAUGCCUACAGCCCCCGGUAUGUUGAGGCUGCAUGGUAUGCAUGGUGGGAGAAACAGGGUUUCUUUAAGCCAGAGUAUGGUAGGAAAUCAAUAUUGGAUCCCAAUCCGAAGGGUAAUUUCGUGAUGGUUAUACCUCCCCCUAAUGUCACUGGAACACUGCAUCUUGGACAUGCACUGACCAACGCCGUUGAAGAUGCACUAACUAGGUGGCAUAGAAUGAAUGGGCGUACAACACUUUGGAAUCCUGGUUGUGACCAUGCCGGAAUUGCUACACAAGUUGUGGUAGAAAAGAAGCUUUGGAAAGAAGAGAAAAAAACUCGGCAUGAACUUGGCAGAGAAGAGUUCAUCAAACGAGUUUGGGACUGGAAGAAUGAAAAAGGAGUCCGGAUAUACGAGCAGCUUCGGUCUCUCGGUUCAUCCUACGACUGGUCCAGAGUCCGCUUCACGAUGGACCCAUCAAUGUGCCGAGCUGUUAAUGAGGCCUUCAUAAGAUUGCACGACGCUGGAGACAUCUAUCGUGCGAACCGAUUGGUCAACUGGUCCUGUACGUUGAAGAGCGCUAUCUCUGACAUAGAAGUAGAUAAAUUAGAAUUGACUGGAAGAACUCUGUUGGCAAUACCAGGAUAUGAACAGAAGGUCGAGUUCGGAGUACUGGUUCACUUUGCGUACAAAGUUGAAGGCUCGGAUGAGGAGGUGAUAGUGGCUACCACUAGAGUAGAAACUAUGCUUGGGGAUGUGGCUGUGGCUGUCCACCCUAACGAUGCCAGGUAUAAACACUUAAUUGGCAAGAAUUUGACUCAUCCAAUUUGCAAUCGCAAGAUGCCCAUCAUUGCUGAUGAAUAUGUGGACAUGGCUUUUGGAACAGGCGCAGUAAAGAUCACCCCGGCCCACGACCCCAACGACUACGAGCUCGGCCAGCGGCACAAACUGCCGCUCAUCAACAUCCUGUCCGACGACGGCACAAUGCUCGACAACUGCGGCCCCUUCGCGGGUAUGAAACGUUUCGACGUUCGUAAAGCGAUUGUCAAGAAGCUCGAGGAGUUGAAACUGUACAAGGAGACCAAGGACAACACCAUGGUGGUGCCGCUCUGCAGCCGGUCUAAGGACGUCGUCGAACCGAUGCUGAAGCCUCAGUGGUACAUCCGUUGCGAUAAAAUGGCGGCCGACGCUAUUGCGGCCGUCAAGACCGGGGAGCUGAAGAUUAUCCCGGACGUCCACGAGAAGACCUGGUACCACUGGAUGGAGAACAUUCGAGACUGGUGCAUCUCCCGUCAGCUGUGGUGGGGACACAGGAUUCCGGCGUACAAAGUCUCACUGCCCGCUGCUCAACAGCAUAAAGAAGAAGAAUUAUGGGUAUCUGGUCACACGCAAGAGGAAGCCUUAGCCAAAGCCGUCUCGAAGUUCGGAGUUUCGGCUUCGGAGGUCACGCUGCGUCAGGACGAAGACGUUCUGGACACCUGGUUCUCGUCCGGACUCUUCACCUUCUCAAUAUUCGGAUGGCCCGACGAGACCGACGACUUAAAGGCAUUCUAUCCUGGGACCCUGUUGGAAACCGGCCACGACAUCUUGUUCUUCUGGGUGGCCAGGAUGGUGUUCUUCGGACAACGUCUCAUGGGGAAGCUGCCUUUCAAAGAGGUAUACCUCCACCCGAUGGUCCGCGACGCUCACGGCCGGAAGAUGUCCAAGUCCCUGGGAAACGUCAUCGACCCGGUGGACGUGGUGCGAGGAGUCACCCUCGAGGAGUUGCACCGGCAAUUGGAAGACUCUAACUUGGACCCGCGGGAAGUGGAGAAGGCGAAGCAAGGACAGCAGCAGGACUACCCCAACGGCAUCCCGGAGUGUGGCACCGAUGCGCUCAGGUUCGCUCUGUGCGCGAUGACCCAGGGCCGCGACCUCAACCUGGACAUCCAGCGCGUGCAGGGCUACCGGUUCUUCUGCAACAAACUCUGGAACGCGACCAAAUUCGCCCUCAUGUAUUUCCCGAAGGACUCCACUUACGAAGUGCACGGCCCUAAUCUACCCGCGGACUUGUCGCGCAUGGACCGUUGGAUGCUGUCCAAGCUCGCGCUCGCGGUCCAGAGAGUGAACGGCGGCUUCGCGGCCUACGAGUUCCCAGCGGCGACCACGCACUGCUACAACCUGUGGCUCUACGACCUGUGCGAUGUCUACCUGGAAUAUCUGAAGCCGGUGUUCGCGUCUGGCGACGAGGAGGAGAAGUCUCGCGCCCGUCGCACCCUGUACACCGCGCUGGAGUACGGCCUGAAGCUGCUUAGUCCCUUCAUGCCGUUCGUAACCGAGGAGCUGUUCCAGCGGCUGCCGCGGAGGGACCGGAGCUGCCCGUCCGUCUGCGUCGCGGACUAUCCGACGGAUCCGGAUACGCCAUGGCGUUCGCAGGAACUAGAAUCGGCAGUGGACACGGUACUCAAAAUGGUUCACUUGAUCCGUUCGACUCGCGUCGAAUACAACCUGACCAACAAACAGAAGACGACAGUACACCUCAUCGUGUCCCCGGAACUGGACGCGGCCGACCUGAGAGGGAUCUUCAAGAGUCUGCAGUCUCUGGCCAACAGUGAACUGAGCGAAGAUGCUCCACCUAUAGGAUGUGCUAUAUUGACUGUAUCGGACAAGAUCGAAUUACAUUUGGUGUUGAAAGGCCUUAUAGACCCGCAAAAGGAAAUAACAAAAUUGGAAAAGAAGAAGGAAACUCUUUUGCAAACAAUCAACAAGCUUCAACAGGCGAUGACUGCAGAAGAUUAUACCACAAAAGUGCCGGUUGAAGUGCAAAAGAUCAACACCGAGAAACUGGCUCAAUCUCAGGGCGAGAUCGAGAAGCUACUGUCCGCCAUCGAAACAUUAAAACUAAUGUAAUCACAAACACGUAUAUGAACUAACCAUAGAGAAUUUUAAACAUGGAAGUAACAUUUUGAAAAAUAUAGAUAGACCUAAGGUUACAAAUGCUACUUAUGUUAUGUUGCCUAGGAAUAAUGUCAACCCGCUGAAAGGUUAGGAUUUAUUAUUUUAAUGUAUAUAUUUAUGUAGCACAUUAUAAUUUACAUUUUUACACGUUUAUUCAGCUUGUUUUUUAUGUAUAAUAUGGUUUUGAAUGUAUAUUUAUGCUACAGGAAGUUUUUUUAUUUAAAUUGUAAAAGAAACUGUGAUUAUGAAACCAAUACUUAUUGUUACAUUAAAUAAUCAGUUAUCUUUAAUUUUUUAUCUAAUAAAUUAUGCAUUCUGCAAA
Messenger RNA from Bombyx mori (domestic silkworm), 3632 nucleotides. RefSeq names its product valine--tRNA ligase (gene ValRS). Lineage: Eukaryota; Metazoa; Arthropoda; Insecta; Lepidoptera; Bombycidae. The coding region runs from base 146 to 3262 and encodes 1038 amino acids. The record is from RefSeq and is a predicted model, not a curated record. Gene Ontology annotation, biological process: valyl-tRNA aminoacylation. Gene Ontology annotation, cellular component: cytosol. The transcript is spliced from 19 exons. Gene Ontology annotation, molecular function: aminoacyl-tRNA deacylase activity; ATP binding; valine-tRNA ligase activity.